AUGUGGGGCGCUGUUUCGAAUCACCGCCGAUAUUUGGCAGCUAAAGAGGUUUCUCUUAUUUUCGUCAUAGGUUUCGUCAUGAAUUCGUUCGGAGUCUUGGCCGUGCAUCGCCCCAUCAGCAAAGCUGUCGGACGUGUACACCGGCAAUUCUUUCGUUAUUACUUCUCUCAGGAUACGUCAGCCUGGAGGAGGAGUGAUCCCAAGACCACGGCGGAGGGACGGCGCGGGCCCGCGCCCGCGCACUGUCUGGAGCCAGGGAGGCUGGGAAAAAGGCCCCGUGCGGUGCAGGAGGGGAGACAACACACAGACACAGUUUAUCUCCUCCUCCUCCUCCUCCUCCUCCUUCUCCCCCUCCUCCUCCUCCUCCUCCUCCUCCUCCUCGUCCUC
Molecule: messenger RNA, 387 nt
Organism: Prorocentrum cordatum
Lineage: Eukaryota; Dinophyceae; Prorocentrales; Prorocentraceae
Source: the annotation of a GenBank genome assembly